CCAAUUUGCGGUCUGAUUGGUCGUCAUCUGGGUUGAAUGUCUGAUAAUAGUAAUUCCAUUUUUUUUGUGAAAUCUCAAGAAAUAACAUUAACUGUCAUUGUUUUGUGCUUGCUGUAGUGGUUUUUUCGACUGACCAAAAGUGUUCACAUAGUAUUACCUUCAGUAAUUUGGGAUAGAAUCGCAUGUGUGAAAAAUAAAACAACGAAUAUUUAACGAGGUCAUUUACAAUGGCUGAAACUAAAACGAUGUCAAAUGCACACAGGCAGAUAGCCAGCGAGGGCGGCAGGGGCAGCAAGUAGAACUAGGUUAAGGCGUCAUAUUCGUAACCAGGUCGUGAUUGCGGAACAAGGGCACAUUUUUGACAAUCUCAAGGAAGUGUCCUGGAGAUUAUUUGGAGAAUAUUGAAUUAUCCGCUGAGGUCUCCAUGUUAUUACAAAAUGUGUUUAACGAAGAACGGCCGGUCUGCGAACGAAGUUAAGGCUCCAAUAGCCGCCGUUGAGUGUGUGAUUGAUUCCCCUAUCAAAAUGCAAGCAUCACCAGCCGCCUCGGUGCCUGCGCCUGCACCAGCAACUUCACCGGCAGCAAGUCAGUCUCUCAAACCCGCUAAAAGGACAGCUAAAGAUUACAUUUUCGGCAAAUUAAUUGGAGACGGCAUGUUUAGCACAGUUUUCCGCGCUAAGGACAUUCAUACGGGAAAAGAAUAUGCGAUUAAAGUGUGCGAAAAGCUGCAUAUCAUCCGAAAAAAGAAGAGGGAAUACAUUAAGCGAGAGAAAGAUGCUUUGAAUAUGUUGUUCAAUGUUCCACACGGUUUUGUGAAAUUGUAUUGUACGUUUCAAGAUGAAGAAAGAUUGUAUUUUGUCUUGUCUUAUGCGAAGAACGGCGAACUCUUGGCAAAAAUUAACGAAGUUGGUUCGUUCGACAUAAAUGUAGCAAAACAUUAUGCUGCGGAGUUAUUAUUGGCAUUAGAAAAGAUGCACGGCAAAGGAAUCAUUCACCGUGAUUUGAAACCGGAAAAUAUAUUGUUAGAUGAAAAUAUGCAUUUAAGGAUUGCUGAUUUUGGCACUGCUAAAAUAAUGGACCCAGAAGAAAUAAGAACGGCACAACCUGUUCAAGAAGACAAUGAAAAUGAUGAACGGUCGCGAAAAAUAAGUUUUGUGGGCACACCGCAAUAUGUCAGUCCUGAAUUAUUGCACAACUGUGUUGACACUCGAACAUCCGACUUGUGGGCUUUUGGCUGUAUUAUUUAUCAAAUGAUAUCAGGACUACCGCCAUUCCGUGCCGCUACAGAGUUUCUUAUUUUCCAGAAAAUACUUAAAUUGGAAUAUGAUUUCCCAGAAGGUUUCCCAGCCGAUGCCAAGGAUCUUGUAGAAAAAUUGUUAGUUUUAGACCAUAGCAAGAGAAUUGGAGCUGAUGACACUGGAGAUACUUAUCAAAGUAUUCGAAACCAUCCAUUUUUUGCCGGAAUAGACUGGGAAAAUAUAUUAGACCAAACUCCACCGACUAUUAGCCCAUAUUUACCUGGAGGUUCUUUUGAGGAAGAAUACAAUAUACCCGAUCACCUAGAACCAGGAUUAGACAAUAAACAGCUGUUACGUCUGUGGGAAUUUGAUCUGAAUACAUCAAAAGGGAUUUUGGAUAUCAGUCCCGAUGAAAAGCGUCGUAGGCUCGAAAUUCAAGCGCGGGAAAAUAAAUGGCAUCAGUUUGUGGACGGCGAGCUCAUUUUAAAACAAGGACAAGUUGACAAAAGGAAAGGCUUGUUUCCAAGACGUCGCAUGCUCUUGUUAACUACAGGACCACGACUUUUCUACGUCGAUCCCGUAAACAUGGUGCUCAAGGGGGAAAUACCAUGGUCACCUGAAUUGCGUGUCGAAGCAAAGAAUUUCAGAAUAUUUUUAGUACAUACGCCAAAUCGUACAUAUUAUUUGGAAGAUCCGGACUCAUAUGCAUUAGAGUGGACUCGAGUCAUCGAUGAAGUGCGUAUCGCCACAUAUGUCCGGGACACAACUUAAACGAGCGGCCCAGUCUCAGCCCGAGUCGCCCCCAAGUUCGCUCUAGAUCCUAGCCCGACUCCGGCCCCGCACGCCGGGUGCUCACAUCUAGGAUACAAAUAGCCUUCAUAAAGCACGGAAACCAUCCAUCCAGCCAGAAGCUUAUGCGAUGAAUUUGUGCCGACACAAACGGCAUCCCUAAGCUUAGCCUGGCGGAACAGGCGCCGCAUAGACUUCUAAAGCUCUGAUAUAGACGCCCCCGCCCGACGCGACGCUAUCAACGGUGGAUGUUUUACGAGACGAUAUCGGCUAAAGAUCAAUUGCUGUUGACAAUGAUUGACUGAUUCCUAUUAAUAGUAUAUCCCGACUAGUUUAAAUUAUUGAUCUUAUUUAAAUGUAAAUUAUCGGUGAUGUGUAAAUAUUUGUCUUAAAUUAUUAUAAUUGCAAUCGCUUAGAUUUAGUGUAAUAGUCUUGGGCCGCUGUAACUUUUAAGGGCCUUUGUAAGAAUGGACUUGUUAUUCACCACCUGCGUGUUCACGAAGACCAUUCCGGAUGGUACUAGGCAAUUUAUAGCUAAUCAAAUAUUAUUUAUAUUAAUUUUAAUUAUUUGCCAACGGAAUGUGACUGCUGUACAGUUAUAACUGUAGGAAAUUAAUGGAUCGGUCGUUUUCAUACACUAUGGUACUAGUGCCUCUAAACAAAUUAGAUAAUGAGGGUAUAGGGGGUAUAAUAUGAACAAUUUAUUUAUAAAAAUUAGAAAGGGCUAACAUCCCACAGAAUUAUUGUUUUGGUGGCAGGUUGCAUAGAAAUGAAAACUUCCGAUGUGAGAAGGAUAGCUUCUUAAGAGGUCGGCGCGAACGUAUCGGCAAAACUGCCUUUUACUGGUACUCACGCUCGAAUCGCGUAUCGUCGUCUGCUUCUUUGCUUAUUGAACGUGCUGGAAAUGCACUAUAAUCCUAACUAAGAAAAGGUAUACGGAAUACACCACCAAAGGUGAUUGCUAUUGGAAUGCUUAUUAAUUUAUCCAAAUUACGUAAUUGUUAAUUUAGAUUGGGAUUGCUUAUGAAUAGUAUACCUAAUACUAAAUUUUUGUUUAAAUAUUUAUUUCGUGUAGUUCAAAUGGACAGUGAUUUACAAAGCCAUAAAAAAUUUUCAAUGUCAUGGCAUUAAAGUCAUACAAAUUUGUCUAUACUAUCAAAAAUUUAUUGUUAUGAUUGUAGCUUGUUUGUAAUAGUUGUAUUUAAUGCCUAAAACUUGCCUGGACUAUUUAAAAUUAGGGCUUUUUGUAAAUUUGGAUUAAAAAUCCAUAGAUUUAUAUCAAACCCUCAUACUUAGUAAAAUAUAGAAAACUUGUGUAACCAUGAUCUCAGUUGGGUUAGGUUCCACUGUUACUUUGGAACGAGAAAUGGAACUUAACCCUUGGAGGUCAGACAGGAGUCCUUCAUGCAAUAAUUCACUCCUGGAUUAUGUUAAUUGGUGGCCCCGGAAUCCUUCCCCUAGGCAGAGCGAUACCAAGAUACGCCAGGAGGAUGGGGGACAAAAAUAAUAGAAAACUUAAUAGAAGUUGAGCCACUACUAUUAGGUAAAUUAAAUCAAAUCUUAAUUGGAAGAAAAUAUAGUUGUCGUAAAACAAUGACUACUCCAUGACAUUGUUAUAUAAUUAUUCUGCAUUUAAAUUUAAUAACUGUUAACUAUUGUAAUUAUAUUUUACAACAUUUGUAUUGCGAAAAUUCCAUAAAAUAACAAAAUAAGAAAUUGAAAAUAAAUUGAAGUUGAUUUUUUUCA
Molecule: messenger RNA, 3773 nt
Organism: Amyelois transitella
Lineage: Eukaryota; Metazoa; Arthropoda; Insecta; Lepidoptera; Pyralidae
Gene: Pdk1
Product: 3-phosphoinositide-dependent protein kinase 1
Exons: 7
Coding region: 438-2009 (523 amino acids)
Biological process (GO): peptidyl-serine phosphorylation; intracellular signal transduction
Molecular function (GO): protein serine/threonine kinase activity; ATP binding
Source: RefSeq, a predicted model, not a curated record